Messenger RNA from Falco peregrinus (peregrine falcon), 1658 nucleotides. It is a transcript of the gene FAM43B, whose product is annotated as family with sequence similarity 43 member B. The transcript has a single exon. Lineage: Eukaryota; Metazoa; Chordata; Aves; Falconiformes; Falconidae. The record is from RefSeq and is a predicted model, not a curated record. The coding region runs from base 348 to 1247 and encodes 299 amino acids.
CCCCCCGCGAGCUCGUGGCGGGGCGACGUGGCGGGGCGACGCGGCGUUGCGGGGAGGUGGAGCAGCCCACGGAGAGCUGCGUCCCCGCAGCCAGCGCAGGCGACAGCCGGAGCACGGCAGCUCCUCGGCCAAGCGGCUCCGCAUCCUCCGUGGGCAGAACAGCAUCGGAGCAUCCCACCGUGCCGGGGUAGGGGCUUCCCCCCCAGGUGGGGGGGUGUGGGGACACCCCCCAGCCAGCUUUGGGGUCCAGGGCAGGGGGGGGGUCCUUGCAAGUGGGGCGGUGGGGGCCGUGGCGGCAGGGUGAGGAUUAGCGGAGGCGUGCGGGGUGACCCCUGUGCAGAGCGGAGAUGCUGCCCUGGCGCCGGAGCAAGUUCGUGCUGGUGGAAAAUGAACGUAAGUGCAAAGGCAAGAGCCUGGGGCCGGGGCUGAGCUACGCCGCGCUGCUGGCCGGCUUCCUGCGCUCCUGCCCGGACCUGCUGCCCGACUGCCCGCUCGAGCGCCUGGGCAGCGUCUUCCGCGGCAAACGCCAGAAAGUGGAGCUGAACAAGGAGGACCCGACGUACACGGUGCGGUACCUGGGCAACGCCGUCACCCUGCACGCCAAGGGCGAGGGCUGCACGGAGGAGGCGGUGGGCAAGAUCUGGGCAAAGAGCGACUCGGGAGCCGGAGGGGCCAAGAUGAAGCUGACGUUGGGACCCCAAGGCAUCCGGAUGACCCCAUGCGAGAAGGGAGCCCGCCGGCCCGGCCAUGCGUACCUCCUGCACCGCAUCACCUACUGUGCCGCCGACCGCCGGCACCCCAAGGUCUUCGCCUGGGUUUACCGGCACCAGGUGAAGAACAAGGCGGUGGUGCUGCGCUGCCACGCUGUCUUGGUCUCCAAAGCCGACAAGGCGCGUGCCAUGGCCCUGCUCCUCUACCAGACCUCCGCCUCCGCCUUCAACGAGUUCAAGCGGCUCAAGAGGCAGAACGAUUUCCGCCAUGUCCAGCAGCAGCUCCUGGGCGACGCCAUUGUCCCCUUGGUGCCCCUCCGCAGGCUGCUCAACGCCAAGUGUCCCUACCGCCCGCCUGCCGAGAGGGCCCGCUGCGCCCCUCGCCUCAGCUCCAUCCUGGAGGAGGAGGAGGAGGAGGCCUUCAGCACCGGGGCACCCCGAGGGGACGGUGGUCCUGGCGAGCGUGCUGCCGUGCUGCGGCUGGCCAGGGAGAUGCGAGGGUGCAGCCUGCGUGGCCCCCGGCCCCCGGUGUGCUGAGCUGCAGUGGUGGGUCACUCCAUUCCAGGGGUGAGGUGCCCUCCUUACGCCCUGAGCUGAAGUCGGACCCUCCUCGGGGAUGAAUCUGGACAAGACGGUGGCCUCGCUUGCAAGGAAGACCCCUGGGGGGGUGGGUUUGCACACCGGGGACCCCCCCCGGCCACUGCACACAAACCUGCUCUCAUGCCUCCCCCGUGGCGGCCAUAAUAAAGUGUGUUUUCUGCGGUGUAACGGCGCCUGUGUCUCACCCAGACAGAGCCCUGGCAAACGGAAGAGGAAGAGUUAAGCCCAGCACGGAGGCAGGUUGGGGGGAUUCAUACCGAAUUUACCCCUCCAAAGAGAAGCUGAGGAGAGGGGGGGCUGCGGGGUCCCCAGCGUUUUCUGCACCCUCCCUGCGGCACCAAGGGCUGA